UGUCGCGAUACAAACUAGCUACACACAGGCAUUAAAGCCACGAAAAGAUGCCCCUUCACCGGAUUAAAACAAUGAAAAAAACAUCUAGAAGUCUGGAAAAACUUUGCCCAACAGUACCCAAACUUUGGUAGACUACAGCCAAAACCACUUCCUUACAGUUUCGAGUGUGUUAGCAUUAUUUUAUCUCACCACUAUUGCAAUUGGACGCCUUUUCUCCCCCCUUCUGGACCAGUCCAGUCUGAUGAAUUCACCGAAAAAAGACGGAGAUGAUGAUGUGCCCGUUAAAGACCCGGUAAAAUACGGCGAAUUGGUCAUUUUGGGCUACAAUGGCUCCCUUCCAAACGGAGACCGUGGGCGCAGAAAGAGCCGCUUCGCUCUGUACCGAAGGGCCAAGGCCAACGGUGUCAAGCCCAGUGCUGUGCACAUCCUCAACACACCACAGGACAGCAAGGCGGUGCACAGCAGGGGGCAGCACAGCAUCUCUUUCACACUGUCCCGUAACCAGACCGUGGUGGUGGAGUACUGCCAUGACAACAACACAGACAUGUUCCAGAUUGGACGCUCCACAGAAAGUCCCAUUGACUUUGUGGUGACAGACACCUCUGGUGGAGGAAAGGAGGGCGAAGAUCCUUCCAUUGCUCCCAGCACCAUCUCCCGUUUUGCCUGCAGAAUAGUGUGUGAGCGCAACCCGCCUUACACUGCACGCAUCUAUGCUGCAGGCUUUGACUCCUCUAAAAAUAUCUUCUUAGGGGAGAAAGCAACCAAAUGGAAAAAUCCUGAUGGGCACAUGGAUGGCCUCACCACUAAUGGGGUGCUAGUGAUGCACCCACGUGGUUUCCCAGAGGACCCCAAGCAAGGUCUGUGGAGGGAGAUCUCUGUCUGUGGAGAUGUUUAUGCCCUGCGGGAGACACGGUCUGGACCCAGCAGGGGGAAGCUGGCGGAGGGGGAGAGCAGCGCACUACGUGACGGGUCCCUCGUCGAUCUCUGUGGUGCCACCCUACUGUGGCGCACAGGUGAGGGGCUCAUGCGUUCUCCCACUCUGCGUCACCUGGAGGCACUUCGUCAGGAGCUUAAUGCGUCCCGGCCCCAGUGUCCCGUGGGCCUCAGCACAUUGGCCUUCCCCAGCCUACCACGCAGUCACAGCCUUGAAGAGCGUCAGCCCUGGGUCUACCUCGCCUGCGGCCAUGUCCAUGGACGCCAUGAUUGGGGCCAGAGAUCGGAGGGAGAGGAGGAACCGAGAGAGGGUGAAAGCUCCACCGCCCGUCGAGAAUGUCCCCUGUGCAGGAGCGUGGGUCCCUACGUGCCGCUGUGGCUGGGUUCUGAGCCUGCGGUGUACGUGGAUGCCGGAGCUCCCACUCAUGCUUUUGUGCCGUGUGGCCACGUCUGCUCAGAGAGGACAGCCAGGUACUGGGCUGAGACACCUCUGCCCCAUGGGACGCACGCCUUCAGGCCCGUCUGCCCCUUCUGCUCCACUGCCCUCAGCUCCCCCGGCUGGACACGGCUCAUCUUCCAGGGCCCCAUCGACUAAUCGCCACUCAGUCGCCACAGCAACUAUCACAUUAACAGGAAGCUACCUGAGCUGCGUUCAUGUCGCAAAUGUUGAUAAGCACGUGUGUUCUUUACUCACAUUAUGAGUGUGUAGUAACACUCUAUGUUACUGAAUGUAGCUCAGUGCUGACGAAUCCUUCCCUUUGUUUAUCCUUCAGUGCUUGCUGAUUGGUAUAAGAUCAAGAGAAUAAGUGGAAAAAUGUGACAGAAUUAUCAGUUUCCUCUAAAUUUUAAACAGUUUCCAGCCAAGUAGAGUGGCAGUUGAUUUCAGUCAUUACCCGUACUUCAGUGAGACAAAGCUCUCAGAAGUGAUGCUGCAUGUACACAGCUUAAACUACGAUGCUGCAUUUUUACUAUAUUAUGAAAUGACACAGUCACAUAAAUAUCAUCAGGCUUAAACACUUGCAUUAUAUAAAAUGCAAGUAACCUUUGCACUUAUGAACAGAAUGGCCAUCUUUCUCAGUAUGUUCUUUACUUGAUGGAAAAUGAUGCUUUGCACCCUUUGACCUGAAGUCUGACUACUUCUGCUGCUGUGGAAUAUAUAUUUUUUUAUAUUAUUUUAUUGGUUGUGGCAGCACUUUCAUCACAAAACAACUUAACGCUUCUAGCCUCAAUUUCUGCGAAAAACACUUUCACCUUAUUUGACAUCAACUUUAUAGAUUUUUAUUCUGAAAUACUGGUUUUCCUUCCUGAAAUAGAAACUGUUGUAUCAUUCUAGAUGUAUUCUCAGUGGGUUUUGUAAGCUACAUAUUGUAAAUGUAUGAGAUUACAGUGUGGGAUCAAGAGGCUUGUGCUUCCAUGCAGCAUUUCAAAUUCUUCCUGAUCCAUGAAGGAAAAUUUCACAACCAUGUUUUAAAUCAGGAUAUUUGGAGUAUAUGGGGUUAGAAUCGUUUUCCUUUACAUAUCACUGUAGUGUAAAAUCUAUGCACAGACUGCCCAUAAAUGAGAGAGACCUUGUGUUGUAUUUGGUUGGACAGAAAGCUGCAGAUUCUUUGAUUAGCUCUGAAGCACCAGAGGGAACAGUGCAUACAGCAGAUCUUUUCCUGAUUAUGAAGCAGAAUGAGGAUAAACAAAGGCUGGGAAUGAAACCGGGUAUAAACUCCACUUCACAACUCUGAAGCAAUAAGCACUCCCAUAGAUAAGCUAGAUGUUAUGCUAUGUUUAGCCAAGUGUUAGGUCAGCAGUCCAAUUCUAAUGUGGCUGAAAUGGUUUCCAGGUUAAGGGCUCGACCAGAGGCGUGUUCAAUCCCAUGAUUUAUUUCCAAAUUGGGGGGGGGGUCAUAGACCAGGGGCUUAUUCCAGGAAGCAUGUUCAACAAACUCUGAGUUUAAAAACAAACUCUGAGUUGAUCAACUCUGAGAUCGGCAACUGUGAGUUUCCCGUUCCAGAACAGCUGAUCAGAGUUAGUUCCAUCAACUCUGAAUAUGUUCACCCUGAGUUAGCGCGUGCGUGAGUAAGGAAAGAAAGCCAUCGUCAAUGGAGCUCUGGUACCAGGAGUCACCAUGGCAACGGGUAAAUAAAGAGCGGAGCCUCCCUUUUAAUCCGAUGGAUGGAGGAUCACACGUGUCAGUGUGGAACAUGACGAGUCACUUUAAUCAGCCUGA
Archocentrus centrarchus (flier cichlid) is the source of this 3151-nucleotide messenger RNA. Its product is annotated as E3 ubiquitin-protein ligase pellino homolog 2. Gene Ontology annotation, biological process: protein polyubiquitination; regulation of Toll signaling pathway. Gene Ontology annotation, molecular function: protein binding; ubiquitin protein ligase activity. Lineage: Eukaryota; Metazoa; Chordata; Actinopteri; Cichliformes; Cichlidae. The transcript is spliced from 7 exons. The coding region runs from base 242 to 1528 and encodes 428 amino acids. The record is from RefSeq and is a predicted model, not a curated record.